GGCGCGGCGGGGCGGGGCGGGCGGGGCCGGAGCGGCGGGAGCGGGGCCGGGGCCGAGCCCAGUCCCAGGCCCGAGCCAGGCCUAGCCCGAGCCUGACCCGAGCCUCGCACGGCCCUUCCCGCGUGGACACCGCAGGACCAUGGAUUUCCCGGGGCACUUUGAGCAGGUCUUCCAGCAGCUCAACUACCAGCGGCUGCACGGGCAGCUGUGCGACUGCGUCAUCGUGGUGGGCAACCGGCACUUCAAGGCGCACCGCUCGGUGCUGGCCGCCUGCAGCACGCACUUCCGCGCGCUCUUCACCGUGGCCGAGGGCGACCAGAGCAUGAACAUGAUCCAGCUGGACAGCGAGGUGGUGACGGCCGAGGCCUUCGCCGCGCUCAUCGACAUGAUGUACACCUCCACGCUGAUGCUGGGCGAGAGCAACGUCAUGGACGUGCUGCUGGCCGCCUCGCACCUGCACCUCAACUCGGUGGUGAAGGCCUGCAAGCACUACCUGACGACGCGGACGCUGCCGCUGUCGCCGCCCAGCGAGCGCGCGCAGGAGCAGAGCGCGCGGCUGCAGCGCUCCUUCAUGCUGCAGCAGCUGGGGCUCAGCAUCGUCAGCUCGGCGCUGGGCUCGGCGCAGGGCGCCGAGGAGCCGGCGGGCGCGGCGGGCGCGGCGCUGCGCGGCGGGCUGGAGCAGCGCGCCGCCUUCCCCAUGCGCCGCCUGCACAAGCGCAAGCAGUCCUCCGAGGAGCGCGCCCGCCAGCGCGCGCGGCCCGCCCUGGACGAGCCCGGCGCGGACGGCGCCCCCGAGAGCGGGCAGCCCGUCGUGCACUCCCGCGAGGACUUCUUCUCGCCCGACUCGCUCAAGAUGGUGGAGAACGCCAAGGGCGACGCCGUGGCCGAUAACCAGGAGGACAACACCAUCAUGUUUGACCAGUCCUUCGGCGCUCAGGAGGACGCCCAAGUGCCCAGCCAGUCAGACAAUGGUGGGGGGAACAUCUCCCAGAUGUCCAUGGCGUCACAGGCCACACAGGUGGAAACCAGCUUCGAGCAGGAGGCUGCUGCUGAGAAGAGCAACUUCCCCUGCGAAAACCCGGAGGUCAGCCUGAACGAGAAGGAGCACAUGAGGGUGGUGGUGAAGUCGGAGCCCCUGAGCUCCCCGGAGCCCCAGGACGAGGUGAGCGAUGUCACCUCCCAGGCGGAGGGCAGCGAGUCUGUGGAGGUGGAAGGAGGGGUGGUGAGUGCAGAGAAGAUCGAGCUGAGUCCCGAGAGCAGCGACCGCAGCUUCUCAGACCCCCAGUCCAGCACCGACAGGGUGGGAGACAUCCACAUCAUGGAGGUGUCCAACAACCUGGAGCACAAGUCCUCUUUCAGCAUUUCGAAUUUUUUGAACAAAAGCAGGGGAGGUGGCUUUGGCACCGGCCAGAACAGCGAUGACAACAUUCCCAACACCACCAGCGACUGCAGGAUGGACAGCGACGCCCCGUACCUGAUGAGCCCGGAGUCGGGGCCCGCCGGCAGCCACUCCGCCGCUGCCGUCUCACACGUGGAGAACCCAUUCAGCGAGCCGGCGGACUCCCACUUUGUGAGGCCCAUGCAGGAUGUGAUGGGCCUGCCGUGCGUGCAGACCUCCGGCUACCGAGCAGCGGAGCAGUUCGGCAUGGAUUUCCCCCGCUCGGGGCUGGGCCUGCACUCGCUGUCGCGGGCCAUGAUGGGCUCCGUGCGAGGCGGGGCGGGCGGCUUUCCUGGCUACCGGCGCAUCGCCCCCAAGAUGCCCGUGGUGACCUCGGUGCGGGGCUCGCAGCUGCAGGAGAGCUCGUCGGGCUCGCAGCUGAUGCUGAACGGCGGCGCGUCCUUCGAGGGCGGGCACCUGUCGCAGCCGGGCCCGCCGCAGCUGACGCGCGCCUCGGCCGACGUGCUGUCCAAGUGCAAGAAGGCUCUGUCGGAGCACAACGUGCUGGUGGUGGAGGGCGCGCGCAAGUACGCCUGCAAGAUCUGCUGCAAGACCUUCCUGACGCUGACGGACUGCAAGAAGCACAUCCGCGUGCACACGGGGGAGAAGCCCUACGCCUGCCUCAAGUGCGGCAAGCGCUUCAGCCAGUCCAGCCACCUGUACAAACACUCUAAGACCACCUGCCUGAGGUGGCAGAGCAGCAACCUGCCCAGCAGCUUGCUGUGAGCGGAGCAGCCUGGCUGGCAGCCGGCGGGGACACACACAGAGCGGCGCGCCCGGCUCGGCACGGCACGGCUCGGCACGGCUCGGCUCUGCCUUUGGGGAUAUCCGGUACCUACCUCGCGGGUGCCGCCGCCGCCGGGAGCCGCGCGGCGGGAUGGGGAUGCGACCCCGCGGCGGGGAUGGGGAUGGGCAUGGGACCCCCACGGCCACCAGCCCCUUUGCAGGGCAGAGGGGCGACAGCACGGGGGUCUCCUGACGUAGCACGGUCUGACAAACUGACGUGCGCGUUUCUUUUCUCUUUAGGUUUUUUUUUUUUUCCUUCUCUCUAAAGCAUUUUGUAACAGUGAAAGCAUUUAAAUGAUUACUGUAACAUGAGUUGCUGCAUUACGUGAGGAUGGUGGUGCAGAGCCCUUACCUUUAAAAGAGAGAAACGGCUUAGGCUGCACCUGUCUGACAUAAUGCUUUAAGAUACGCUAAUUAUGACAAUAGUUCUAGGAUUAUGAAUGUAUGUUUGGCUGUUUUGUAGUAAAGGACACUGUGUAAUCAAGGUGCUUAAAUUAAAUCCCAGACAAGUAACUUUUGGACCGCCAGGUGUACAUAUAACUUAACACAGCAAGAUCUGGAUAUUUGGCUGUUUUUUUUUUUUUUUUUGUAGAAGCGAGUAUUAAGUGGUAAGUGAAGUACUGUCUCUUGUUUGUGCUAUUCCUAGCAGUAUUUUAACCAGUUUGUAUCUCCUAUGUUACAAUUCUAUAUACGCAGAAGUUUGAGCGGAGCUUGUCUUUGUCUGUUGUUUUGAAGGAGAGGGAAUUUGUGAUGGCUUUUUUGGCCACCUAAGGCAGCACCUCGCUGUUCCCAGAUGCCCACAGCCCAUCUGUCCCCGUUAUGGGCGUGGGCAUGUUGUCUUUUGCUCUUAUCUCCAGGCUUUAAUUUCCUGCCCCGCGCCCUGAGUGACUGUGGGUCUGUCCUUGGAGCAAAUGGCUCCUGGGCCAGGAGGAGUCCUCCUCUGCCAUAUUGCACAGAAUCACAGAGUAUGCUCAGCUGGAAGGGAGCUCUCACUGUGUGCAGCUCCUGGCCUUGCAGGGGAUACCCCAACCAUCCCAUUUGUGCCUGACACUUGUUCGCCUCAGGCAGCUUUGGGGUUGUGACCCUGUCCCUGGGGAUCUUGUUCAGUGCCAGACCACCCUCUGGGUGCAAAACCUUUCCUGACAACCAACCUAGACCUCCCCUGCUACGCCCUCAGCCGUUUUCUCACGUCCUGUCCCUGGUCACGGGAGGGAGGAGCUCUGUGCCUGCCCUUGUGCUGCUCCUGAGGAGGAUGAUGAGGGCCCUGGUGAGGUCAGACCUCAGCGUGCUCUCCUCCAGGCUGAGCAAACCAAGUGCCCUCAGCUGCUCCUCGUGCAGCUUCCUCUCCAGAGCCCUGGCCAGCCCUCUGGCCUGUCUGGGCUGCCUCUAACAGCUUCUUUGGUGUGAUGGUGCUCAAAACGGCCCCAGAGCAGGACAGGACAGGACAAUCCCUCCCUGACCCUGCUGCUGACCCAGCCCCCAGGAUGUGGCUGGCCCUGCUGGCUGCCAGGGCACGGCUGGCUCACAUUCUGUGAAACGUCCUCCUCAAAUCCACUUCAGACAGUGUCAUAAAAGUACUUUCCCCCUUACAUUUUAAAAAAAAGCUAAUGGAAAUCCAAUUUUUUUAGAAAUCGCACCGUACACAUGCAGUAGAAGUUUAUCUUUUUCUACAUAAAUCAUGCAAAUCUCUUUUUAAUUUCCUCUUCUUUGGUGCCACCAUCACUUAACGCUGCCUGCAGUCUCCUUUCUUCCUUGUCAAAGGCGCACACGCACUGUGCUCAGCAUUGUUGAGUUUUAAAAUAAGCUUGCAGAGCCUUUCUGCGUGUCCUUUUGCUCAGGUGAGACAGAGGAUUCCCUGCACCUGCCCUGUCAGCAGGUGUUGUUUGCACCUUGGCCAUCUGAAGAGUGCAGAAACAUAGGAGAUGGGUCGGUUAAUUCCUUUAAAAUGUUAAUAUUUUGCUAUAGGAUUUACUUAAUGGUCAUAUCUCUGAUUUUUUUUUUUUAAGCAUUAAAAUAACACUUUUUUGAAGCAGUGGGAUAUGCUGUGUUUUGUUUUAAAUUUCAGUACUGGGGACUAACAGCACUGAGCUGCAUAAACGCUCUCCCAAACAUCAAUAAAAUGCAGUAUUUUGUACUUUAAUAUUUUCUUCUGUUGCUUUUUUAAGUAACACUGUUUCAUCUUCAUUGCAUUUCUAGUCUUUUGCA
This is a messenger RNA of Zonotrichia leucophrys gambelii, 4429 nucleotides long. RefSeq names its product zinc finger and BTB domain containing 5 (gene ZBTB5). Gene Ontology annotation, molecular function: protein binding; DNA-binding transcription repressor activity, RNA polymerase II-specific. Bases 140 to 2164 code for a protein of 674 amino acids. The record is from RefSeq and is a predicted model, not a curated record. Gene Ontology annotation, biological process: regulation of transcription by RNA polymerase II. NCBI's taxonomy places the organism in Eukaryota, Metazoa, Chordata, Aves, Passeriformes, Passerellidae. The transcript is spliced from 2 exons. Gene Ontology annotation, cellular component: nucleus.